This is a messenger RNA of Penicillium psychrosexuale, 909 nucleotides long. RefSeq lists its product as uncharacterized. The coding region runs from base 1 to 909 and encodes 302 amino acids. The transcript is spliced from 3 exons. Lineage: Eukaryota; Fungi; Ascomycota; Eurotiomycetes; Eurotiales; Aspergillaceae. The record is from RefSeq and is a predicted model, not a curated record.
AUGGAUUCCCCAAAUGAAAAGGAGGUAAACCCGCUCAAUACUACGGAAGAUGAAAUGGAUAAGCGCCGUGCUUCUGGUGACCUAGUAUCUUCUGAAUCGAUACUACAGUCCAAUCAGCCUCAUUUCCAGUUCGUCGAAAGCAUUGAAAAGCCUGUUGCGCGCAGUCAUGCAAUGAAGACAUAUUGGAGACGGAAGAAGGGAGAGCAACAACAGGAAGAAUACUUGAAACCCAAUCAACCGAGUUUGCGACCGUUGCGACCGUUAUCCAAACCGCGAGCAGUCCACGAAACUGAGACCUCUACCCUGCUUUCGCCAACAAAAGAGACUUCCUCCGGCCAUGGGUAUCUCUCUUGUUCAGUCAAAAGUCCAGAAGAGCUUGGGAUCCCUGACCAGCUUUUCGCUAACAUCAGCUUCACUUUCGCCUGUGUUUUGGGCCAAAAGGUUGAAGCAAACUCAUUUCAGAUUUCAGCACAUCAUCACCGGUUUUUCUAUCAUUGGCUGAGCAUGCAUGCGCAUAUCAUACAUUCAGGACUUCAGGCGCGGACCUUUACUCCAUUCACAGAGAUUUGGAUGCCACUCGAUCUAUCAAAUGCUGCAUCAUUCAAUGGAAUCUUGGCUCAUGCAGCUGCAGAUCUCAUGAGAUUUGAAGGAGGUAGAAAUAAUCCGGAGCUUCUGAAAUACAAAACGGAAGCCAUCGAAACAAUCAAUAAAUGGCUUGGUGAUACAGUCAACGCGAUUAAGGAUGAUGUUUUUGCCGGUGUCGUGCGACUUCUCACAUUUGAGAGACACUGGGGAACACGUGAACGUUUCAACAUGCACAAACAUGGGCUUCAGCAGAUGGUACAGGCCAGGGGAGGUUAUAAAGCUUUCGGUCCAAACUGGAGGAUUCAGCUUGUCCUUUCCCUGUAA